AUGUCUCUACUAACAUUAGCAAAAGACGUCACGUAUCUUCUUGUUAAAAGAGCUAUUGAUCCCGAUGACCUAGACGCCUCUAUUCCUGAUGACUCUGGUGAUGAUGAGAAUUCCAAUCCCAUGGCAGAAGAAAUCUUCUCAUCCUGGGCAAUUUUCAUCUUAUUGUUCCUUUUGGGCUCGGCGCUUUGGACAUCAUACUAUUUACAACAACGAAGAAUCAGCAGCGUCCACGAAACCGUGUUGUCGAUCUUUUAUGGAAUGAUUGUUGGGUUGAUUAUCAGAGUAUCCCCAGGUCAUUACAUCCAAGAUACAGUGACCUUUAAUUCAUCAUAUUUCUUCAAUGUGCUAUUGCCUCCUAUCAUUCUUAAUUCCGGGUUUGAGCUAAACCAGGCAAAUUUCUUCAAGAAUAUUGGCUCAAUUCUCGUAUUUGCUAUUCCCGGCACCUUUAUAUCUGCCAUGGUGCUCGGGAUAAUCUUGUUUAUCUGGACUUCUCUAGGGUUGGAGGCCAUCAAUAUCUCAUUCGUUGACGCUCUUUCGGUUGGGGCAACCUUAUCCGCCACCGACCCAGUGACAAUUCUUUCAAUUUUCAACGCCUACAAAGUCGAUCCAAAGUUAUACACCAUCAUUCUUGGAGAAUCUUUGCUUAAUGAUGCGAUCUCCAUCGUCAUGUUUGAAACCUGUCAGAAAUUCCACGGUAAAUCUGCACAACUCUCAUCUUUAUUCCAAGGGAUUGGGUUGUUCUUGAUGACAUUCACUGUGUCAUUAGUGAUUGGUCUUGCGGUAGGGAUCAUGGUAGCUUUAAUUUUGAAGCAUUCCCAUAUUAGACGCUACCCACAAACUGAAACCUGCUUGAUUUUGUUAUUUGCUUAUGAGUCUUACUUCUUCUCCAACGGUUGCCAUAUGUCGGGAAUUGUCAGUUUAUUAUUCUUUGGCAUUACUCUCAAGCAUUACGCCUACUAUAACAUGUCGCGUCGUACGCAAAUUGCCACAAAAUACAUUUUCCAAUUCUUGGCGCAAUUAUCAGAAAAUUUCAUCUUUAUUUACCUUGGGUUAUCGCUUUUCACCGAAGUUGAAUUGGUGUAUAAACCUUUACUCAUCAUUGUAACGGUUAUUUCUAUCUGUGUUGCCCGUUGGUGCGCGGUUUUCCCACUUUCCAGAUUUGUUAACUUUAUGUACCGUUCAUCCAAUGGACCAGGCCAAGAAGAAAUUCCAUAUCAAUACCAAAUGAUGACAUUUUGGGCUGGGUUACGUGGUGCUGUUGGGGUUGCUUUAGCAAUGGGGAUUCAAGGGGAGCACAAAUCUACUUUGCUCGCUACUGUGCUUGUGGUGGUGGUGCUUACAGUGAUCAUCUUUGGAGGAACCACUGCUGGAAUGUUGGAGAUUUUGGGAAUUAAAACCGGAUGUGUCGAAGAAAAUGACUCUGAUGAUGAAUUUGAUAUCGAAGCCCCAAGGGUUGGUAGUAUAUUACCUACAGCCACCAACAUCAAUCCUGCUUCUCUGUACCGCAAGCCUUUGAAAAGCGGAUACUCUCAUAAAAAUAGUAAUGAGUAUAACCCUAAACUCACGCGCAGCCCGUAUCUCGAUGACGAUAAAGGAAAAUCUAGACAUCUGUCAGUGUCCACAAAUAUCAACAGAGGUAAUAACUUUCAUCUUGAUGAUUUGUCAAAAUCGAAACCUUCAAGCUCUUCGAACUUGCUCGAUGACGAGGAAAUCACUAGUGAAUUGGGAGAUAUCCCACCAUUAGCCAGCACCAGUACCAGUAACAUCAAUCUCAAUAACGGUGAAAGCACCACACUGCUAAAUAGCUCAAUAGGGCAGUUAGCUGAUGCCAACGCUAAUACAGGAAUGACCAAUCUCAAUCUCUCACAUUUGCUAUCCCCAUCAAAUGAUUCUUCUACAUGGUUCCAUGAGUUUGAUGAGCAGGUGUUGAAACCAGUAUUGUUGGAUAAUAUUGGCGCUAGCAGUAGUAAAAACGGCAAUGCUGGUGAAGGAAACAGAAAAAGAGGAGACAAUUAG
Molecule: messenger RNA, 2016 nt
Organism: Saccharomycopsis crataegensis
Lineage: Eukaryota; Fungi; Ascomycota; Saccharomycetes; Ascoideales; Saccharomycopsidaceae
Gene: NHX1
Product: bifunctional K:H/Na:H antiporter NHX1
Exons: 1
Coding region: 1-2016 (671 amino acids)
Biological process (GO): proton transmembrane transport; sodium ion transport; vacuolar acidification
Cellular component (GO): early endosome; late endosome; fungal-type vacuole membrane
Molecular function (GO): potassium:proton antiporter activity; sodium:proton antiporter activity
Source: RefSeq, a predicted model, not a curated record